Messenger RNA from Sebastes umbrosus (honeycomb rockfish), 1932 nucleotides. Its product is annotated as heparan-sulfate 6-O-sulfotransferase 3-B-like. Gene Ontology annotation, cellular component: membrane. The transcript has 2 exons. The record is from RefSeq and is a predicted model, not a curated record. NCBI's taxonomy places the organism in Eukaryota, Metazoa, Chordata, Actinopteri, Perciformes, Sebastidae. Bases 348 to 1637 code for a protein of 429 amino acids. Gene Ontology annotation, molecular function: heparan sulfate 6-sulfotransferase activity.
GUCCACAGGUGUGCAUGGUGUCUAACCUGCCUCUCCUGCUGCUGCUGCUGGCUCAGAGCUCAGACACCGAUCAGCAGUGUGUUUCUCUCUGGCAGGACAGCAGAGCCAGGACGCUCUUCAUGCGCAUGAGAGGUGUCAUGUGCGCCACUUCUUCCACCUUAUUCGACACAUUUAAGGAACAAAAAGGAUGUUUUUUAGGAUGCACCUGAAUGGUUAGAAGUUGAGAAGUGGACCAGGAGGAGAAGAACUAGUCAGUCAGAGCUGUGAUCCUGCAGGGAAUGUGUGCGUAAAAGUGGUGCGUAAAAGUCCUGCAGGAUGAGAGCAGAGAGCUGAUCUCGAUCUCCAUCAUGGAGGAGAAGUUCAACAGACUCAUCUUCAUCCCCAUUGCAGCACUCCUCUUCUUGAUGAUCGGCUACCAGUAUGUUUGCCCUGCAGACAGCAACACCUGCUACUUCAGGAGCGACGACAAGGGGCUCUUCCAGCGCUACUCAUCCGGAUUUGAGCUCCUUUACGCAGAAGACGUGGAUGAAGACCUCCCAUCCAAGAUCACAUCCAAAUUUAACUUCACAGAGAGAGACCUGGACAGACAUGUGGACUUCAACAUCAGAGGAGAUGAUGUGAUGGUGUUCCUGCACAUCCAGAAGACAGGUGGCACCACGUUUGGAAGACACCUGGUGAAGAACAUCCAGCUGGAGCAGCCGUGUGACUGCAUGCCCGGCCAGAGGAAGUGCACCUGUCACCGGCCAGGCAGAGCAGAGUCCUGGCUCUUCUCUCGGUUCUCCACCGGAUGGAGCUGCGGGUUGCACGCGGACUGGACCGAGCUCACGAGCUGUGUGCCCGUGGUGAUGAACAAGAGGGACAAGAAGAGCGUGCAGAAGAAUAAAAGGAAUUUCUACUACAUCACGAUGCUACGCGAUCCCGUGUCACGCUACCUCAGCGAGUGGAAGCACGUGCAGCGCGGGGCCACUUGGAAAACCGCCCUCCACAUGUGCGACGGCCGCCCGCCCACUCAGGACGAGCUCCCCGCCUGCUACAGCGGCGAAGACUGGACCGGCGUGCCCCUGGCGGACUUCAUGAGCUGCCCCUCUAACCUCGCCAACAACCGCCAGGUGCGCAUGCUUGCCGACCUCAGCCUGGUGGGCUGCUACAACAUGUCGUCGGUGAGCGAGCUGGAUCGUGGCCGCUUGCUGCUCGCCAGCGCCAAAGCCAACCUGCGCAACAUGGCGUUCUACGGCCUGACGGAGUUCCAGCGCAAGACGCAGUACCUGUUCGAGCGGACGUUCGGCCUGCGCUUCAUCCGGGCCUUCACGCAGAUCAACAGCACGCGCGCCGCCAGCGUCGGCAUCAGCGAGAAGGUGCGGUGGCGCAUCGAGGGGCUCAACGCGCUCGACGUGGAGCUGUACGAGUACGCCAAGGAGCUGUUCCUGCGGCGCUACCAGUACAACCGCCAGAGGCAGCACCAGGAGGAGCGGCAGAGGAGGUGGCAGGAGAGGCAGCAGAGGCAGCGGAUGCACAGGACCUAUCUGGCGGAGCUGUGGAGACUAGGAGGAGGAGGAGGAGGGGAGGAAGAGGAGGUGAAGGCGUUGGAGGCAGUAGCCACUACAGAGGACUACAGCAGCCAGGUGGUGAGAUGGUGAGGAGGAACUAAAAACACCAAUGAACUGACUGAUCGCUGUUUGAUUCAUUGUGCUUUACUCUCCUCCCCGUCUCUCCUCCGCCGUGAAUCUGCCAAAACCUCCUGCCCUCAUAGCCUCUUAGCUCUUUGUUGGACUGCCGAACGGUGUCUUAAUAUUUAAAAUGGAUGUAUUUGUCAUGGCAACAUUUUGUAUUUUUUUUCUUUUUUUUUUUCUUAUGGCUAUUUUUUGGCACUGCAGUUGUGAAUUGUAUUUAUUUAUUAAUUAGCAAAGUGCUUCGAAUGUUCUCAAAGCGCUG